Messenger RNA from Oryzias melastigma (Indian medaka), 5525 nucleotides. RefSeq names its product nucleus accumbens-associated protein 2. The coding region runs from base 621 to 2393 and encodes 590 amino acids. The transcript has 7 exons. Gene Ontology annotation, biological process: regulation of transcription by RNA polymerase II. NCBI's taxonomy places the organism in Eukaryota, Metazoa, Chordata, Actinopteri, Beloniformes, Adrianichthyidae. Gene Ontology annotation, molecular function: protein binding; DNA-binding transcription factor activity, RNA polymerase II-specific; RNA polymerase II cis-regulatory region sequence-specific DNA binding. The record is from RefSeq and is a predicted model, not a curated record.
CGAACCCACGCAGACCAGGAUGGAUUUUUUUCUCCUUUUUUGAGGCGCAUGUACACCUUUAAGCUCAGCGCAGAGUGCAGCGAGUUCAUGUGUCCGUAAAGGCGCACGCCGCGAUCACAGUCCACUCUCGGUGCGACGUCGGGCCGCGCAGCAGCACGCAGAGGCGGCAGCAGCCAGCCAGCCAGCCAGCCUGACAGCUCCCGGCCCGUCUGUGUCUUUAAAGGCGAACUCCAGCAACGCGGAAUGGUGCAUGAUGUCAGAAAGCUCGCAUUCCGCGUCCUGUUCGCGUGAGCCGCGUUUUACUUCCUGCACAGGGACAGAGAAACACAGAGUGGGAUAAGCGAGAUGGGGGGACGAGCGGCCAAGACAGGACUGAAGUGAUAGAGCGAGCCAGCGGACGAAAAGGGAAGGCGGGGAGGGGGGAAGAACCGUGGCCUGCUUUCAAAAGAAACAGAAAAAGAGAGAGCGAAAGACAGCCCAGAAAGUUUAUAGAUCAUCCGAUCAGCCUCCUCUUCGCCAGCUGAUCGCCGCAUUCUAUGGACCAGCGACAUAUCGGAUGCCUCUCCCGGUGUCGGAAACUGCAGUGAAUAUCUGAACGCUCAUCUCCCACUGCGACCAACAUGUCCCAGCUGCUCCAUGUGGAGAUCCCGAACUUUGGAGCCACAGUUCUGGGAUCCCUGAAUGAGCAGCGCCUGCUGGGAAACUACUGUGAUGUAUCAAUUGUGGUGAAAGGUCAGGCUUUUAAAGCCCACCGGGCUGUUUUGGCUGCCAGCAGCCUCUACUUCCGUGACCUCUUCAGCAGCUCCUCUAAGACCCAGUUUGAGUUGCCUUCCUCUGUGACACCUGCUUGUUUUGAGCAGAUUCUCACGUUUUGCUAUACAGGGAAGCUAACUAUGGCAGCUAGUGAACAGCUGGUGGUGAUGUACACUGCUGGUUACCUUCAGAUUCAACAUAUAGUUGAAAGGGGCAUGGAACUAAUGUUCAAGGCCAACUCCCCUCACUGUGACUCACAAACAGCGGGGUCCUUGGAAGAAACGGGGUCCGAGCCGCAGAGUCCCUGCAACAACAUCAACGGCCUCUCAGUAGCAGCCUUUCUGGGAACCCAGGGCUUGCCUACAUCGAUAAUCUUGCCCCACCGUAAGAUCAAACUAGAAGGCGGCGAUCCAGUACCCGUCUCAAUACCCCCGGUGCAAAUCAAGACUUCGUCUCCAGAGUUGGGGGUUCGGAUGGAGAGGGCGAGCUCACUGUUCUACACUGCAGCUGGUGGGACUCCCAUCCCUGGUAUUCCUUCCUUCCAUCUUCAAACACCCGGAGGAGGAGGAGGCGGAGCCAGCGGAGGAGGAACAGGUGGCGAGAGAUCCAGCCCCGGCGCAUCCAGCCUGCCCACCACCGACAGUCCAACAUCCUACCAGAACGAUGAUGAAGAGUUCGAGGAGGAGCCCUAUGAUGGGAUGGCCGAGGAAACCUACAAUAACCUCUAUGGACGUGGAGCUAACCCCUACGGAAUCCAAGACAAACCAGACGUAGCAGCGAUUCCGGUGGCAUUGGAGAAUCGCAACUGUGUGUUGAUCCGCAGAGACCUCGUAUCGCUGCCAGCGAGCCUCGUGAGUCAGAUCGGCUACCGCUGCCACCCUAAACUCUACACCGAGGGGGACCCUGGGGAGAAGCUGGAAUUGGUAGCUGGUACCCAGGUGUUUAUGACAAGAGGCCAGCUGAUGAACUGCCACCUUUGUGCGGGGAUCAAGCACAAAGUCUUGCUGCGUCGCCUCUUAGCCACUUUCUUCGACAGAAACACUCUAGCAAAUAGCUGCGGGACAGGCAUCCGCUCCUCCACCAGUGACCCCAGUCGGAAACCCUUGGACAGCAGGGUCCUAAACGCUGUUAAACUUUACUGUCAAAACUUUAAUCCUAACUUCAAGGAGAGUGAAAUGAAUGUGAUCGCUGCUGAUAUGUGCACAAACGCAAGGCGGGUCCGCAAGAGGUGGCUGCCCAAGAUCAAGUCCAUGCUGCCCGAUGGAAUGGAGGUGUACCGCGCGGGGAUAAGCAUGAGCGCUGCUGUAGGUCUGGGCCUGGCCCUGAGCGCCCCGCACACAGGAGCACCUCUCUCCUUCGAGCCUGACUUCAAGACCUUAGAGCAGAGGUUGUACCCGGAUCGAAAGGACCCUCACAGGACUCAUCCAGAAGGCAGCCCCCCGUCUGGAGGCGGAGCAGAGGGCGAACGGGAAACAGUUGGCCAGGGGGAGCAGAGGGAAGACGAGGACGAAGCGAGGUCGGAGGGCGUAGACAGAUCACGGGGGACGCCCACUUUGAUCCCGGGGUCGGUGACGGGCAACACGUCACCGGAGCAGAAGGUGGAAAGCUUUGGACAAGGUCUGAGGGUGAACGGACAGUGAGUGUCCCUCUCAGCUUCCCGUCACGUCGUCGAACCUGUUUAACUCACGCAGUUCCUUCUGCUUGCUCUCUCACAUCCCAAAUCCACGGCGCUCUCUUCUUUCUCCUCAGUGUCCGCUCAUCCUAUUACUCCAGAGUCUGUCACAAAUGCAUGCGCACGUGUGUGCUCGAGUACUUUAACAGAAGAGGAAGAAUCAGAUACAGGCAUGGCAUUAGCAAAUCAGCCCUUUCCGAAUAUCAUUCUUUUCCUAUUAAUCUAGACACACAUUUGUGUCAUAAAAUUGCAAACAUCAGCAAAUUGUUGCAAUGACUCAUCAGUUUGGUACAAUAAAUAAGCAACAGCUGCUUAGUGGGCAGUUUUUUAGUGAACUUUUUUUUUUUUGGGGAAAAUGUGCUUCUUAAACAAACAAACAAACCUGUGGAAGACCACAAAGAAUAAUAAGAUUAGCUAAAUUUACUUUAGGACAUUUUAUUCUGAAAAACACAUUUUUUAUGAAGACUGCUCGUUAGGCGAAAAUUUAAAACGCUUUUAUCCCAAAUCCAAAAGACAAACCUAUCACACAUGUUUUUCAUGCUUAUCCACCCACGUCAUGAUAGAUGUGUACACACUCAUUUAGCUUUUAAUAUCUCAACAGUAUAUUAAAAGAUUCCACCAAAUGAUAUGUUGCCGUGUUUUCUAGCUUUUACAAUAAAAAAAUAAAAUUGUUUUUUUUGGGGGGGAAACAGAGAGAAACAUUCAAGCUUGCAUGCAUGGAAACAAACAGUAAAUGGAAAGAAUAGCUGAAAACAACAGCAAAGCCUGCAUCUAAAUAAGAUAAAAGCAACUCUUGCCUGGAGCCGUGUGCAGACAAAAACCCAAAACGACUUCUCUCCAGGACUUCAGUCUAACAAGCGUUAGAACUGGCUUCUGUGUGACCUACCAUUGACUUUGAAUUUCUGAUUUCACCUGUGGACCGGUGACCACCGAGAGAGGAGAAUGCAUGGAGUGGAAAGAGAAGGUGCACUACACUGAACGGUAGAGGAGAAAAUGCCGGAGCGGAGCACUGUUCCACCUGUGAUGUGAUAUGUACAGAGACUACACAGUCCUGCUUCCAUCUUUUUUUUUUUUUUAAUCUUUGUGGGGGAAUGGGUGGGUGGGUAAAUUAUUAAAUAAAACUUUUAAGAGCAAUUUAUGCUGGCUUACUGCAUUUGCACUCAAGAAGGUUAAAGGGUGGGAAAGUGAGGAGUUGGCAAAAUGGACCUGUAAAGACUGCAAAUUGCCACCACAUCACCCUGGUUACAUAAUUAAUCAGGCAUUUGUGGCCUUGGAAAGAAACAACGGGUGUCUCUGACGAUGACUGUUUCUAUGGUUUUGAUGGAGCAAGGUCAUUUUAGUUUGUUGUCUGUUUUUAAUGCUUGUUGCCACUCACAGAAUUCAGCCUUUUCUUUCUUGUUUCAUGCAUUGAUUUACAAAAACAACAUAAAAAAAGAUGCACACUUGUAUGCAUCCUUUGUACUUUGCUUUUUUUUUCAUUGUUUCUGCCAGCAAUGAAAGCAUAGUUGAUCACAAAAGCAGAUUGUUAAUUUAAAGACAAGGUCAAAAGGUGGAUUGGAAAAAAAAGUUUUUCUUUCUACAAAAUAAGAGCUUGAAACUGGAAGUUCAGCUCAUGUAUAUGCCCUCUUUUUUAUACUUUUUUUUGUUUUAGUGUUUUCAAAGUUUCAUUUUCCUUCUUUCCAUUUAUUUAGUAUUUUUAGUGUAAGAUCUGCAAAACAAAAACAGAAAUUGCACUAGUUAAUGAAAAUGUUACCUUUUUUUUUAUUGUUUUAUGCUUUUCAAAAAUGUGGUCUGCCAUACGUCUUUUACUGAGUGGCCAAACUAUUGGGUGAAUGUACCCUGUAGCAAUGCUUUGGCAAAGGUACAGGUCUUGAGUGAAUGCAGUACAUUUAUUGAUUUCUUUUAACUUUUUUACAUUUACUUAGAAUAAAAAUUUAAUAAGAUUAUCAUAAUUAGUUUUAAGUGUCAGGCUGGAUAAAGUCCUGAUUUAAAACCGAGAUUUUUAAGCUGCCAUACACAGGUCUUCCAACAGAAUAGAAGGGAGCUUUUUACUAAAUGUCCAAAACCAAUUAAUGUUCAAGUAGCACAUUGAUAUUUAUUGUUUUAUGGGCUUUUUAAAUUUUUUAUCCCAACAAUUCUGUAUGUCGAAUUGAAAGAAAGUUUGAUAAAAUACCUUCUGUCAUUUCUAAUUUAUUCUUCAAUAGUUUUUUUGGUGGAUUUUAUUGUCCUUACUACUGAUUAUUUUUUUUGUUUGUUUGUUUAUUUUUUAUAAAAGGAAAAACUAAUAAAAAUUAAAUAAAAUCCAGAAAAAUUUUGAGCAGCUUAAAUUUUUUUGACACUAAAUGAAUCUAGAACCUCUCUUAAAUCCUACUCACAAACUAACAUGUGAGCAUCUUAUACUGUUUAGUCAUUUCAAAUAUGUUCUUCCUUUUGGUUUUAAUUUAAAAAAGUAAAAAAAAAAAUGUUUCUAGUAGAAAAAAGUUUAGUCAAAUGAAUAAAUUAUUCCGUUUGGAAAACAUGAAUAUCCUCCAUUGUACUGACAGAAAAGGAAUGUGGAGCAGUGCCUUAGAUUGUUAUAUGUGGAGAUGUGCCAUAUUUUUUUUUAAGAAACAAACAAGGCCAUAAAACUUACAAUCAAGUACAUAUUUAUUUAUUUUUUUCAAUUGGUAGCUGCAUUUAACUGGCUGGUGAAUACCCUCACCUUCAAAAUAAAACAACUUCCUGUCCAAAAAAUAAGAAGGAUAAAAUCUCACAUUUGUUCUACUUUAAUAUAUCCAUUUGAUAUGCCUUCUGUCAAAAAAAAAAAAAAACUUGGUCACAUUUUUAUGCUAAAUUACCAAACUAUUGGUCACCAACUUAAUAUAUUUUCUUUGUUUUGUGAAGAGUUAAAGUAACGUUGAAUGAUGUUGCACUAUUGCGGGAAACUCAGAGAAUGUCAGGAAUUUGUGCUGGUUGCAAAAAAAAAAAGUAAUAAUAAUAAUAAUGUUCUUCAGUUUGUUUUAUUUGACUAAAACCCACUUGUUGCUGAAUCAUUUGUCCUGAUGAUCACUGAAUGUAAAGAGGCAGGAUGGGACCGGAUGGAAAUAAACUUUUGACCUGU